Vitis vinifera (wine grape) is the source of this 761-nucleotide messenger RNA. Its product is annotated as protein STIG1. Bases 64 to 579 code for a protein of 171 amino acids. The transcript has a single exon. The record is from RefSeq and is a predicted model, not a curated record. Lineage: Eukaryota; Viridiplantae; Streptophyta; Magnoliopsida; Vitales; Vitaceae.
CCUAUCAAUAUUGCUUCACCACUUCCUCUUCCCUACCCAGCUCUUCACAGCUUCUCGUCAUUCAUGGCCAUGAAGCUGCUAAAACUCCUCUUCAUACUCUUCAUCACCACCUCCACUGUUUCUGCAGCAUCGAGUGGCAAUGAAAACAACGAAGACAACUCCAUUGUUGGAGCAGCAUGGAGUGCUGAUGAAAACAAGGAAGACUCAGCUGUGGAAAGCCACUUAGCAUUGCCUGGAAGCCCAGAAAGCUACAUAGCAUUGCCUGAAGGCGAAGAAACAACUUCUUCAGAUGGGACUAGUGACUUCAUGUUUCAGAACAAGCACUUGACCUGUGAUGAGUUUCCACCGCUUUGUCGUCGGAAGUCCAGCCCUGGUCCAGAUUGCUGCAAGAAGAAAUGCGUAAACAUAGGGAAGGAUCCAAAUAACUGUGGAAAGUGCGGCCGCAAGUGCAAACACGGCGAUAUCUGCUGCCGCGGGCACUGCGUGAACCCCUCUGUCGAUCCAUUGAACUGCGGUGGGUGCGGCAAGAAGUGCAAGAAGUGGGAGACAUGUCUUUACGGGAUGUGCAGUUAUGCAUGAUUUUAUCGCUACUAAGCUUGAGUUUCUUAUUGAUUCAUAAAUGGCUUGUAUUACUUCUCAGUGAAAACAGGAUUGAUCACUAUGUAUCAUGCCUAUUAAGGCGCUCAUACCUCAUCUCCAUUGAUGAUAAAGUUCAAUUCAGUACAUUUCUCACUGAUAUAACCUGCAAAAUCCUUGAUUUA